AUGGCUAAGGUCCGGGAACUGGAGGAAGCCUUCGUACAGGAGCAGUCUUCGCCUCAGCUUCCCUCUGAGAUCGCGGAGGAGUGCUGCGCGCAGCUGCUUGGCAAGGGCUUGCUGGUCUACCCUGAGGAUAGUGCUUACCUGGUGGCUGGAGCAGCCGCGGGCGCCGGGAGCUGCGAAGAGAAAGGCGGAGAUCCUGGGCUGCAGGUGGGAGUUAAAUCAGAAAUGCAUUUAAACAAUGGCAACUUUUCCUCGGAAGAAGAGGAUGCGGAUACUCAGGAGAGCAAGACCAAAGCAGCUGACCCACAGCUCUCUCAAAAGAAGAGCAUCACUCAGAUCAUGAAGGACAAGAAGAAGCAGACUCAGCUCACCCUGCAGUGGCUUGAAGACAAUUACAUAGUGUGUGAAGGAGUUUGCCUCCCACGGUGCAUUCUUUAUGCUCACUAUUUAGAUUUCUGCAGGAAAGAGAAACUGGAGCCAGCUUGUGCAGCCACCUUUGGAAAGACAAUUCGCCAAAAAUUUCCCCUCCUAACAACACGAAGACUUGGAACAAGAGGGCAUUCAAAGUAUCAUUACUAUGGAAUUGGCAUCAAAGAAAGCAGUGCAUAUUACCACUCUGUUUACUCUGGAAAGGGCUUAACAAGGUUUUCCGGAAGCAAACUGAAGAAUGAGGGUGGUUUUACUCGUAAAUACUCACUUAGCUCAAAAACAGGAACACUUCUUCCAGAAUUCCCCAGCGCUCAACAUCUUGUGUACCAAGGAUGCAUUUCUAAGGACAAGGUUGAUACUCUCAUAAUGAUGUACAAAACUCACUGCCAGUGCAUACUUGACAACGCAAUCAAUGGGAACUUUGAAGAGAUCCAGCAUUUCUCACUACACUUUUGGCAAGGAAUGCCAGACCAUCUCCUUCCCCUGCUUGAAAAUCCUGUUAUCAUUGACAUUUUCUGUGUUUGUGACUCAAUUCUUUACAAGGUUCUUACAGAUGUCCUCAUUCCUGCAACAAUGCAAGAAAUGCCUGAAAGCUUGUUAGCAGAUAUAAGAAAUUUUGCUAAAAAUUGGGAACAGUGGGUUGUUUCAUCCUUGGAAAACUUGCCAGAAGCCCUCAUUGACAGGAAAAUCCCCAUUUUGCGAAGAUUUGUAUCUUCUCUGAAGCGUCAGACAUCUUUCUUGCAUCUUGCUCAGAUUGCCAGACCAGCUCUCUUUGACCAGCAUGUGGUGAAUGCCAUGGUAUCUGAUAUUGAAAAGGUUGACUUAAAUAGUAUUGGAUCUCAGGCUCUUCUUACCAUAUCCAACACUGCAGACACAGAAUCUGACAUCUACAGCGAACAUGACUCCAUCACUGUGUUCCAAGAACUGAAGGAUCUCCUUAAGAAAAAUGCUACAGUGGAGGCAUUUAUUGAAUGGUUGGAUACUGUGGUAGAACAGAGAGUUAUUAAGAUGAGCAAACAAAACGGAAGAUCUCUGAAGAAGAGGGCUCAAGACUUUCUGCUCAAAUGGAGCUUUUUUGGUGCCCGUGUAAUGCAUAAUCUUACCUUGAACAACGCAUCAAGUUUUGGUUCUUUCCAUUUGAUUCGGAUGCUUCUGGAUGAGUACAUUCUUUUGGCCAUGGAGACUCAAUUUAAUAAUGACAAAGAGCAGGAACUACAGAAUUUAUUGGACAAGUAUAUGAAGAACUCGGACGCGAGUAAAGCUGCCUUCACAGCUUCCCCAAGCUCCUGCUUUCUGGCCAACCGAAAUAAGGGCAGCUCACUUUCUAGUGACACUGUGAAGAACGAAAGUCAUGUGGAAACAUCCUAUGUCCCUCUGCCUUCCAGCCAGCCUGGAGCUGUACACUCUGCUCUGCACCCAUUCCCAGCUGAGAACAGUGAGAACAUGCCACUCCAAGGUCAAAUAGAGCUUUCACAAAGUACUGGCCAUCUGAUGACACCACCUAUUUCUCCAGCCAUAGCAAGCAGAGGAAGUGUUAUUAACCAAGGGCCAAUGGCAGGCAGACCCCCGAGUGUGGGCACAGUCCUCUCAGCUUCAACACACUGCUCAACAUAUGCAGAACCAAUUUAUCCUACACUCCCUCCAGCCAACCACGACUUUUAUGGGACCAACUCUAACUAUCAGACUGUGUUUAGGGGACAGUCUCACCCUGCAUCAAGCCUCUAUGCUCACCGUGCAGAGCAUGGGAGGUGCAUGGCCUGGACUGAACAGCAUCUUUCUAGAGACUUCUUUGGUGGCAGUUGUGCUGGGUCUCCAUAUAAUUCCAGGCCACCUUCCAGUUAUACAUCAUCUCCCCACACACAAGAGUCACACAGCAUGCAGUUUUUGAACACAGGAAGCUUCAGUUUUCUUAGUAAUGCAGGAGCUGGCAGCUGCCAAGGAUCAACACUGCCUUCUAAUUCUCCUAAUGGAUACUAUGGAAACAAUGUAAACUACUCAGAGGCACAUAGACUCGGAUCGAUGGUGAACCAACAUGUUUCAGUCAUCAGCAGUGUUCGCUCCCUGCCUCCCUACAGUGAUAUCCAUGAUCCACUUAACAUUUUAGAUGAUAGCAGCCGGAAGCAGAGUAACUCAUUUUAUGCAGACACAUCCUCUCCUGUUGCAUGUCGGACUCCUGUAGUAGCUUCCAACUUGCAAGCCCAGAUUCCCUCAUCUUCAUCCCAGUGUAUGUAUGGAAUCUCCAAUCAGUAUCCAGUACAAGAUAAUCUGGAUACCAAUGGAGCAAGCAACAGAGAAAUGGUGUCAUCUUUACCACCCAUCAACACUGUGUUUAUGGGGACAGCAGCUGGAGGCACUUAA
Molecule: messenger RNA, 2784 nt
Organism: Grammomys surdaster
Lineage: Eukaryota; Metazoa; Chordata; Mammalia; Rodentia; Muridae
Gene: Rfx6
Product: regulatory factor X6
Exons: 19
Coding region: 1-2784 (927 amino acids)
Biological process (GO): regulation of transcription by RNA polymerase II
Molecular function (GO): DNA-binding transcription factor activity, RNA polymerase II-specific; RNA polymerase II cis-regulatory region sequence-specific DNA binding
Source: RefSeq, a predicted model, not a curated record